AGCGCAUGCGUAGUACUUUUCGCACGUGUGGUGAACGUUCUGACUGACUGCAUGCAGCAGAGCUUACAGAGUUAGGUUCGCUGUUAAAUAUUAGGUAAAAGAAACAUAUCCUGCGGUUUUGCUGCUUUCUCAAAGCUAGGAGAGAAACAAGGAGUCCUCCGUGAAGCAUUUCGCCGAGAGGGCCGGAGAACUAGGAAAUAUAUUGCAAUGACUGAACCACAAGUGAACCCGAAGGCCUACCCGCUGGCCGACGCUACUCUGACCAAAACCAUCCUGGACCUGGUGCAGCAAGCGUCCAACUACAAACAGCUGAGGAAGGGAGCCAAUGAGGCCACUAAAACCUUGAACAGAGGCAUCGCCGAGUUCAUCGUCAUGGCAGCCGACGCCGAGCCGCUGGAGAUCAUCCUCCACCUGCCGCUGCUGUGCGAGGACAAGAAUGUGCCGUACGUGUUUGUGCGCUCCAAGCAGGCGCUGGGCCGGGCCUGCGGCGUGUCCCGGCCCGUCAUUGCUACCUCGGUCACCAUAAAGGAGGGCUCCCAGCUCAAGCCUCAGAUUCAGUCCGUUCAGAUGGCCAUCGAGAGACUGCUGGUGUGAUCUGACAGCAGCACUGCUGGUUGAUGGGUCCAUCCACUCUGUCCUUAUGUUGGAUUAUUUAAAACAUUUGGCUUUUUUUUUUAAAGAGUAUUGCACGUUUUUAAUUUUGUAGGACCAUCAACUGUAUCUUAAUAAAUUUUAUUUUAUUUUUUACAACUUGUUUCAAUUUUUUUUUAAUUAAAAUGUUGCAUUUAUAAAUCAAAAUUACUUUUCCAUGCAGGUGGGUACGGCAGAGUAUUAAGGCCAUUGUAGAUGGAAAUAUUUUUGCUGAAAAACUCCCAAAAUGUUUAUAUUAAUCUCAGAAAUUUUCUACAAAAAACUUGGAAAUUUCAAAGUUGGAAUAUGUAAAACUCUUUGUUUUUUGAGACGAAUCUCAAAAUUUUAGUUACAACGGCCCUCAUUAUGUCGUACACGGGUAAUCGAAACGAGGCUUUUCAGAAUGUUUUUUUUUUUUUUACAUUUCUUAAUGAUAUAAGUUGAAAUUAAUAUGUAAUGUGAAAAUCAAAUCAUCUUUCACAUUAAAUAUUGAAGUU
Molecule: messenger RNA, 1127 nt
Organism: Xiphophorus maculatus (southern platyfish)
Lineage: Eukaryota; Metazoa; Chordata; Actinopteri; Cyprinodontiformes; Poeciliidae
Gene: snu13b
Product: small nuclear ribonucleoprotein 13
Exons: 3
Coding region: 208-594 (128 amino acids)
Biological process (GO): ribosome biogenesis; maturation of SSU-rRNA; mRNA splicing, via spliceosome
Cellular component (GO): U4/U6 x U5 tri-snRNP complex; small-subunit processome; box C/D methylation guide snoRNP complex
Molecular function (GO): RNA binding
Source: RefSeq, a predicted model, not a curated record